Molecule: messenger RNA, 4601 nt
Organism: Chrysochloris asiatica (Cape golden mole)
Lineage: Eukaryota; Metazoa; Chordata; Mammalia; Afrosoricida; Chrysochloridae
Gene: COL17A1
Product: collagen, type XVII, alpha 1
Exons: 56
Coding region: 153-4601 (1482 amino acids)
Source: RefSeq, a predicted model, not a curated record
CUCAGCUUUAACACACCUUAGCUGGGUCUGGAUAAAAAAAGUGUGAGCUGAAAAACUUCUGGGAGAAAACAUCAGGGGAAGAAAGAGAGAGGAGGGAUUUAUCCAAAGGCAUUUCUCAUUCCUUCAAAAAUCUCAGGCUAGGUGGCUAUGGUAUGGAUGUAACCAAGAAAAACAAACGAGACGGCACUGAAGUCACUGAAAGAAUUAUCACUGAAACAGUAACUACAAGACUUACAUCCUUACCACCAAAAGGGGGGACCAGCAAUGGCUACUCUAAGACAGGCUCUCUUGGUGGAGGGAGCCGGCUGGAGAAACAGAGCCUGACCCAUGGAAGCAGUGGCUACAUAAACUCAAGUGGAAGCACCCGAGGCAAUGCCUCUACCUCCAGUUACAGGAGGGCUCAUUCACCUGCCUCGACUCUGCCCAAUUCACCAGGUUCAACCUUUGAAAGGAAAACUAACGUCACUCGUCAUGGAGCCUAUGAAGGAAGCUCCAGUGGAAACUCUUCUCCAGAGUACCCUCGGAAGGAAUUUGCAUCUACUUCAACCAGAGGACGGAGCCAAACACGAGAGAGUGAAAUCCGGGUUAGACUGCAGAGUGCAUCCCCAUCUACCAGAUGGACAGAGUUGGAUGACGUGAAGCGUUUGCUCAAGGGGAGCCGAUCAGCAAGCACAAGCCCCAUACGGAAUUGCUCCAACACACUCCCCAUCCCCAAGAAGGGCACUGUGGAGACCAAAACAGUGACAGCAAGCUCUCAGUCAGUGUCAGGCACUUAUGAUGCAACAGUCCUUGACACCAACCUUCCUACUCAUGUGUGGUCCUCCACCUUGCCUGCGGGGUCCUCCAUGGGGACCUACAACAACAUGACAACCCAGAGCUCAUCACUUCUCAACACCAAUGCCUAUUCUUCAGGAUCAGUCUUUGGCGUUCCAAAUAACAUGGCGUCCUGUUCGCCCACGCUGCACCCAGGACUCAGUACCUGCUCUUCAGUGUUUGGCAUGCAGAACAAUCUGGCUCCCAGCUCAACCACCCUGUCCCAUGGCAUGGCCACCACUUCCACAGCAUACGGUGUCAAGAAAAACAUACCUCAGAGCCCUACCACUGUGAGCACUGGCAUGUCCACCUCUGCUGCCUGCACCACAACUGUCCAGAAUGAUGACCUUCUGCACAAGGACUGUAAGUUCCUGAUCUUAGAGAAAGACAACGUGCCCUCCAAGAAGGAGAUGGAGCUACUGAUCAUGACCAAGGAUAGUGGGAAGGUCUUUACGGCCUCCCCCGCGACCAUCGCUUCAACUUCCUUUUCAGAGGACACGCUAAAAAAAGAAAAGCAAGCCACCUACAUUUCUGAUGCCUGCCUGAAGUCUGAAGUUAAUGGAGACCUGAAGACAGUGUCCACAAAGGGCAAGGCUGCCUCUGCAGAAACCUAUGGCUAUGACCGCCGAGGCGGAGGCGGCGGCGGCGGCGGCGGCGGCAGCGGCGGUGGUGGUGUGGCCGGCGGAGGUGGAAGCCCGUGGGGGGCAGCUCCAGCCUGGUGCCCCUGUGGCUCCUGCUGUAGCUGGUGGAAGUGGCUGCUAGGCCUGCUCCUCACCUGGCUGCUUCUCCUCGGGCUGCUUUUCGGUCUCAUCGCUCUGGCGGAGGAGGUGAGGAAGCUGAAAGCGAGAGUGGAUGAACUGGAGAAAAUCAAGAGCAGCAUGAUACAUUUUGAGGAGACGAUGGAGAGGAGCAACAGGGAACGUCUCCAGGGUGCUGCACCCGGAGUGGGGACCGGCCUGGGGACAGGGGGGCUGGACAGCCACAGUCAGGAGGCACUCUGGAUAUUUGUGAGGAACAAGCUAAUGACAGAACAAGAAAAUGGAAAUCUACGAGGCAGCCCUGGCCCGAAAGGUGACAUGGGAAGUCAAGGUCCUAAAGGUGAUCGAGGACUCCCUGGGACUCCAGGUAUCCCUGGGCUUUUGGGCCACCCAGGUCCUGAAGGACCAAAGGGACAGAAAGGCAGUGUGGGAGAGCCUGGCAUGGAGGGACCCAUGGGCCAGAGAGGCCGAGAAGGUCCUCCAGGACUCCGUGGCGACCCAGGGCCUCCUGGGCUUGGCGAGAAAGGGGACAAAGGGCCUGUUGGUGAGCCAGGACCUCAUGGUCCACCUGGUGUCCCAGGUUCUGUGGGUCCCAAAGGUUCCAAUGGUUCUCCUGGCCCUCAAGGACCCCCAGGUUCUAUAGGUCCCCAAGGGCUCCGAGGUGAAGUGGGACUCCCUGGGGUCAAAGGUGACAAAGGACUUAUGGGACCACCAGGAUCUAAAGGUGACCAAGGCGAGAAAGGAGCCCGAGGCCUCACAGGCGAACCUGGCACGAGAGGUUUGCCUGGUGUUGCAGGCGAGCCUGGGGCUAAAGGAGCAAUGGGUCCUGCUGGUCCUGAUGGACAACAAGGCCCAAGAGGUGAACAAGGUCUUACAGGGAUGCCUGGAAUCCGUGGCUCACCAGGACCUUCUGGAGACCCAGGAAAGCCAGGCCUCACUGGACCCCAAGGACCUCAGGGACUUCCUGGUAUCCCCGGCCGACCAGGGACUAAAGGGGAACCCGGAACUGCAGGCAGGAUUGUAACUGCAGAGGGGUCAUCGACUAUCACCGUCCCAGGCCCCCCAGGACCUCCUGGAGCUAUGGGACCUGCAGGGCCUCCAGGUGCACCAGGCCCUGCUGGUCCAGCUGGUCUCCCGGGACAGCAAGAAGGUCUUGAUUUACGAGGUCCCCCAGGUCCACCUGGUCCACCUGGUCCACCAGGAACUUCCAUUCCAGGCCCUCCAGGACCCCGAGGCCCAGCAGGGGAAGGAUUUCCAGGCCCACCAGGCCCACCAGGAUCUUCCCUUACCAACUCAGAAGUAUUAUUCUCUGGGCCCCCAGGCCCACCUGGACCCCCAGGCCCCAAAGGAGACCAAGGGCCCCCAGGUCCCCGAGGACACCAAGGUGAGCAAGGCCUCCCAGGAUUCUCGAGCUCAGAUUCCAGUUCUCUUGGAUUCAACCUGCAGGGACCCCCAGGCCCUCAGGGACCCAAGGGUGACAAAGGUGAUCCUGGUGUUCCUGGCAUUCCUGGUGGGCCCUCUCGAGGAGGAUCAUCCAGCACCACAUACAUGCAGGGUCCUCCAGGCCCACCAGGACCUCCUGGGCCCCCAGGCUCCAUCAGCAGCUCUGGCCUGGAGAUUCAACAGUACAUCUCAGAGUACAUGCAGAGUGACAGUAUUAGGUCUUAUCUAUCUGGAGUUCAAGGUCCCCCGGGGCCACCUGGUCCCCCAGGGCCUGUCACCAGCAUCGCAGGAGAGACUUUUGACUACUCGGAACUGGCAAGCCUCGUCGUGAGCUACUUACAAACCUCAGGGUACAGUAUCGGUUCUGCAUCCGCCUCCAUCUCCUCUGAAGCCAUCCUGGCUGCGCUACAGCGGGAUGACGUUCGCCAGUACCUACAGCAGUACCUGAUGGGCCCUCGGGGGCCGCCAGGGCCACCCGGGGCCAGUGGAGAUGGGUCCCUCCAGUCUCUGGACUAUGCCGAGUUGAGUAGCCGCGUAGUCAGCUACAUGUCUAGUUCUGGGAUCAGCAUUGGGCUUCCUGGCCCCCCAGGUCCCCCUGGAUUGCCAGGAACGUCCUAUGAGGAGCUCCUCUCCUUGCUCCGAGGGUCUGAAUUUGGAGGCAUUGUUGGACCUCCAGGCCCCCCAGGGCCCCCAGGGAUCCCAGGCAAUGCAUGGUCCAGCAUCAGCAUGGAGGACCUCUCAUCUUACUUGCACACUGCUGGUUUGUCAUCCAUCCCAGGCCCCCCAGGCCCUCCUGGUCCCCCAGGUCCUCGAGGGCCCCCAGGUGUGUCAGGAGCUCUGGCGACUUAUGCAACUGAGAACAGUGACAGCUUCCGGAGCGAACUGAUCAGCUACCUCACAAGUCCUGAUGUGCGCAGCUUCAUCGUCGGCCCCCCAGGCCCUCCAGGGCCCCAGGGACCACCUGGAGACAGCCGGUUCCUAUCAGCAGAAAGCUCCUCCAGUCGAAGUGGCAGCGGCGGUUCCUCCUCACGUAGCUCCUCGGUCAGACGGAGCACCUCCUACAGCUCUUCUGCGGGCUCACUGGGCGAAGGAGGAGCCUUUGGAGGAGAUGGGGGACCCUACGGCACUGACGUCGGCUACUGGGCGGGAGCAGAAGGCGGCUUGUAUGGUGGCGAUGGUGGAUCAUUCAGGACUGGCUUUGCUGGAAGUCUGGAUUACAAUGAGCUGGCUGUUCGCGUGUCAGAGAGCAUGCAGCGUCAGGGCCUGCUGCAAGGGAUGGCCUACACUGUGCAGGGACCACCAGGCCAGCCUGGCCCCCAGGGGCCCCCCGGCAUCAGCAAGGUCUUCUCUGCCUAUAGUAACGUGACCGCGGACCUCAUGGACUUCUUCCGAACUAAUGGUGCCAUUCCAGGACCUCCUGGGCAGAAGGGAGAGGUGGGCACCCCAGGACCCAGAGGUGAGAGGGGUCCUGCAGGACCACCAGGACGGCCUGGUCCACCUGGCCCUGGAGGGCACAAGGGAGAAAAAGGAGACAAGGGUGACCAAGUCUAUGCUAGACGGAGGAGAAGUAUUGCCACCAAGCCAUGA